UGGAUAGCAGCGUACUGACAGCUGAAUCAUCACAGUCUGUCAGUUUCAUUUCCACACUUGUAUUAUAACCCCACAUGGUUCCUGUCAGCCAUUGCACUCAUCAUUAAACUGGUUUUAGGUCCAUCAUGAAGGAUUUAAUGCCGCUAAUGUCUUUGAGAAAUUGCUAUGACAGAAGCAAACAUUUGCCAUGGUGUCUUUGACUGUACAGCAAGUCACGAUGAUAGUGAAAAAAAAACAUUUAUUUAGUAAAUGGAAACACACUGAAAUUAAAAUACACUUAGGGAGUGGAAAUGAGUAGUUGCAUUUAUGUACAGCAGGUGGCAUACUUCUCUUUUUUUAUACAUAUAAAUCCCAGAACAUUUCAUUCCACUUUUAAAUUACUUUAUUUACUUGUAUCAAACCAUAUUAAGGUUAAUUAUUAUGAUUUUUGCGAAUAAAUGUUAGUAACAAAUGCUUUUUUUUUUUUUUUUUAAUUAAGCCACUCCUCUGUAGGGUGGUUUUCGUGAGCGCAUCUGUUUACUUUCACAGCGGCUGGGAACAGGGACAAUGGUUUCAGACGCAAACCAGCUCGACUGGUUUUUCAGUUUCUGUUCCUGUUUUAUGACCUCCCUAGACAAAUAUCCCUGCCUAUCUCUCUCUCUCUCUGUUUUUCUUUUAUUUCUGGUCUAUCAUGAUUCUCAGAAAACAGCCGGCGUUAGUUUGGGCCCUCCCCUUCCCUGACCAAAUAUGGUGUAUUUCGUGUAAUUCCUCAAAAUGGUUGAUCUACUUUAACAUGACAUUUUCACGGCAGUAAAUUAAGAUCAAAUUCAUCCUCUUUCAGACUUAGGAGGUUAGAUUUCACAUUUGUUUCUCUUUUGUUCUAAAAUAACGUUGAAACAAAUUAAAGGACUGCUUUAAAAAUGGGAAUGUGGUCAAGCUUUAUGUGGUCGGAUUCUGUAACUUUAUGCUCUUUUAAAAAUUCUGUUACUUCAAGAAUGUAAUAAUGAAAACUCAGAGGAGGUAUGUAAAUUUUUUUAAGUUCACUCCGAUCAUCCUUGAUCUAUUUUCAAAGCAUUUCCAGGUGUCCUUCAUUUAUGUUGAAACAGUUUUUAGCCAAAAUAAUAAUACAUUUAAAAAAAAAAGUUGUUUUCUAGCACAAUAAGCCAAAUAAGGUUUAUUAACAUACUUACUAAGAUUCAUUGCCAUCUAAAGUGAGACCAUUGUUUACAAAGGCCAUAUUAAUAAACUGCUUAAAAAAUAUAUUAACUAUCUUUAUUAACAUUAUAUGGAGUGUUUUGCAGCACCUCAUCUAAAUUUUUACCAAAAGCUUAAAUUUCUUUGUCCUCCGUCAUCAGAAAAAUACCACAAAAACACGUUAAAAAGACAAUUUACAUUGAAGUGGGACUUCAAGGUGACAAAAUUUGCUCGCUCUGGGUUCUCCUAAUUCGGGGAUAUAGGCAGCUCCAGGCCUCAAAGGACGCUGUGUCUGCAUGAUUUAUAGAUUUCCAAGCCCUCCUUAUGACUGAUUACCUGGUUCAGGUGAGUCCAGCCAAUCAGAACAUGCCAGGGAAGGAUAUAUUGGAAAACGUGCAGAAAUGCAACCCCUGUAGUUGCCUAUCUCCGUUCGAGUUACUUUAUUACAGAAAUAACUUAAAUACAAGUGAAUGUGAGUACUUGACAAACAAGCAGACAUAUGUUGACAACUGUACGACAUCACUUUCAUUUUUAGAUGAGGAAAAACCAGAAAGUUUUCCUUGUUUUUUUUGUCAUGGAGAGCUUGCAGGUUUUGUGUCUCCAAACCAGCUUGAUGGCAUAACUUGCAUGUUAGUUCUAUCGGACAAUCUUCAGUUUUUACUGUAGCCACAGUGAAAGCUUUUCUUUAGAUGUAAGGAGUAAGGCGAGCUGUCACUUCUUCCAACCAUGAAGGUCAAAGUGGAAAUCUUAGCGUUGGUUCUGGGUGUCGUUAGCCUGGUUGGGACCAUAGCAAUCACCGCUUUACCCACAUGGAAGGUUUCUGCUUUCAUUGGUGCCAAUCUCAUCGUCAUGGAGGAACUCCAGGAAGGAUUGUGGAUGACUUGCUACAGACACGCCAACUUCAGAAUGCAGUGCAAGGCCUACGACUCGCUGCUGAUUCUCCCCGGGGAGCUGCAGGCAGGCCGGGGGCUGAUGUGCCUCUCCAUAGCGCUGGUUAUUUUUGCCAUAAUCGUCAUGACUUGCGGGCUGAAAGAGACCUCUUGCUGCCGUGACAGUAUUAAGAAAAAGAACAUCGUGCUGGCCAUUGGAGGAAGUUUGUAUUUGGUUUCUUGUUUGACCACACUCAUCCCUGUGUGCUGGGUGAGCCACUCCAUCAUCAGUGACUUCUACAAUCCCACAAUGGGGGACGGUCAGAGACGGGAGCUCGGGUCAGCCAUCUACAUCGGGUGGGCCACUUCACUGCUCCUGCUGAUCACUGGAGUCAUCCUCCUGAUCCGAUGCAGCAAACGGACAACACAGGAAGAGGAGUACUACUAUGAAGAUGACCUUCCAGAGGGGAGGGAUGUCCAAGAGAAGAGGAGCAUCUCACUAGCAAGGAUAACAUCCAGUGUUCAAGAAUAUGUCUAAUGAUGGUGCUGCUCUGCAGUAAGUCUGAAACAUUUAGGGUUCAAAACAGAAGAAUUUAACUUUAAAUCCCUCCAGAAACAACACUUUCUUUCAUUUUGUCUUUUGUAAUCCGUUAACACUCAAACCAUUUUUGUGAGAUCUAAUAGAUGAUGAAAUCAAGCAAACAAUGAUGGACAUGUAUUCACUCAGGAAGUUAUGUUUUCGUUUCAUUGUAUUUUAAUUUAUGCCUGAUUCUUAUGUAACAUCCCUUAUAAUGAGACACUCAUUUAUCCCAUAAUGAAAGCUAAAGCUCUUCCAUCCUGAUAUACCACUUUUACAGACACAAAUAUGUAAGAAUGCACGUGUGUGCAAACCGCACACCUGCUACAGUGACAAAAGGGGAAAAGGAACAGGAAUUGUUGAAAAUACAAAAUAAAUCAGAAAAAAAAUUCCCUUUACUUUGUGAAGUAAGAUGGUGAUUUGUGUUUUGAUUGUCAUCAAAAGAAAAAAGAGAAGUUAAAGUUUGAGAUCAUUUUCACUGUAAAGUUGUACAUUUGUGUGCAGUUUGUCCACAGAGAUGAUGACUGUCUUCCCUUUGUGAGGAUUGUAUUUCUUUUAAGUUGUUUUUUCUUUUUUUGUGGUGCUUGGUGUGUUCCUGCUAUCACAGUCCCACCAGAUUCCACUUGUUAAUCAUCCACAGCUGUCAUCAUUUAUGCUAAUUUUCCUCUGUGUUUCUGAGUGUCUGGUUUCCAACCUUGUAAGAUUGUUUACAUUGUCAUAUUUCGCUGGUU
Molecule: messenger RNA, 3350 nt
Organism: Oryzias melastigma (Indian medaka)
Lineage: Eukaryota; Metazoa; Chordata; Actinopteri; Beloniformes; Adrianichthyidae
Product: claudin-8-like
Exons: 1
Coding region: 1900-2580 (226 amino acids)
Biological process (GO): cell adhesion; bicellular tight junction assembly
Cellular component (GO): bicellular tight junction; plasma membrane
Molecular function (GO): structural molecule activity
Source: RefSeq, a predicted model, not a curated record